AUGCUGAUUCUGCAGCGGGCGUGCGAUGUCUGUCGGAGGAAGAAGAUCAAGUGUGAUGGCCCGAUGAAUAGCCAGAGCACGAGCAAAUGUGCGCACUGCCACGAGUACGGCAAGGAGUGCACCUACGUCGAGGCUGCCAAGCGACGAGGACCGCCGAAGGGGUAUGUCGAAGCGCUGGAGCAGCGAUGUGGGCGUCUAGAGCGGCUCUUUCAGCAGCUCCAUCCCGGCGUCGACCUGACAGAACACAUCGGCCCCGCUCUCGAUAGGGACGACUUUGAACAAUCGACCUAUCUGGAAUCGCUCAAAUCCCUCCAUAUCCCUGCCUAUCCCCAGAUGAAACCCCUCACUGCGGCCCUCUCCAAAUCGUCCUCCAACACCCACGCCCAGCCCUCACCCUCCUCCUCCAUUUCCAGCCCCGCGGCCGGUCCGCCGUCCGUCGCUUCCACCGUCCUCGGUCCUGCCCCAUGGCAGACAUAUGAGCGGGAUCCCUCUCGCCCGCCGGACGAUGAGGAGGGCAAUUGCGGGAUGGACGCAGCGGAGCACGCACAAGUCGCCGAGGCGAUGAACCGCCUGGACAUUCACGACGGGUCCUGGCGGUUCCAUGGAAAGUCGUCCCUCGCGCACCUCCUCCGCCUUUUCAACACGCUCAAGUACAAGCAAGACGCUGGCCCUACGGCGUUCCUCGAGCGGGUCGCGCAUAUCAAGCGGCAAGAGUACUGGCAAGUCCCCGAGUGGGAGGUGGUCGUCGCGAACGAGGGUGUACGGCCGGUCGACUACUCUAUCUGGCCCGCACCAGGCUUCGACAGGCGUCUCAUCGACACCUACUUUGACAAAGUCAACACCUACCUCCCCCUCCUCAACAAGAUCAUCUUUAUGCGGCAGUACGACGCCGGAUCGUACAAGACCAGCCACGGGUUCGCCAAGGUCUGCCUGAUGGUCUUUGCCAAUGGAGCGCGCUUCGUCGACGAUGACGAGCGCGUCUUCUGGCCGCGGGAUUGGGCCAUGUCGGAGGAGGGCAAGGAGCGCUUAAAGUCAGAUGCGGACGGGACGAUCCGGUACUCUGGCGGCUGGAUCUACAUGCGGGCCAUCAUGCGCAUGGGCCGGAGUAUCGCACAGGGACCCAACCUGUACGAUUUCCAGACACAGGUGCUCUUCUGCGCGUUCCUCCAGGGCGCGGCGGUCCCGCAUCUCAUGUGGGUCUUGUCGGGCCUGGGAUUACGGUCCGCCCAGGAGAUAGGUAUCCACGUUCGAUCCACCCUCCUACUCGCCAACCCGAUCGAGCGGGCGCUGUACAAUCGCGCGUUUUGGUGCUUGUACCAUAUCGACCGGGUCAACUGCGCCGCCAUCGGCCGAUCGGUCGCUCUGCAGGACACGGACUUUGACGCCGAUUAUCCGAUACCGGUGGAUGACGAGUACUGGUCGACGGGCGAUCCAGAGGCCGACUUUGUCCAGCCGGAGAGGGCGGGCAUACCGAAGGUGGCGGCAUUCGUCCAUAUGCUCAAGCUGGAUCAUGUGCUGGGAGCCGCCCUGCGUACUAUCUACGCCAUCAACAAGCUGCCGGAGCACCAUGCGGAUACCGUCUCGCAGCGCGCCGUCGUGGUCGAGCUCGACUCGGCCUUGAAUGCGUGGGCGGAUUCGGUGCCUGACGGACUCCGGUGGGAUCCUACACGGGCAGACCAGACGCUCUUCGAGCAGUCGGCGAUGCUGUACUCGCAAUACUACUUUUGCCAAAUCCUUAUACACCGUCCAUUCAUCCCCACUCCUGCCAAGCUGGAAACAAUCGGUCUUCCCUCCCUCGCCAUCUGCUCCAACGCCGCACGGAGUAUCGCCAACAUCCUCGACGCGCUCCUCCGCCGUGGAAGACGGUUCGGCGCUUUACCUGGUCAAGCGGUCAAUAUCCACUUUUUACUCCCUGCGUGGACAGCAGCGGUCAUUCUCCUCGUAUCGAUCUAUUCAGCCAAGCAGCAAAAGGCGGACAGGGAGCGCGCGAUGCUGGAUGUCAGGAGGUGUAUUGCAGCCACCAAGGAGAUGGAGAUGACGUGGAGGCAGGCGGGCAAGCUGACGGAUGUGCUCACUGAGCUGGCGAGUGAG
Molecule: messenger RNA, 2091 nt
Organism: Dioszegia hungarica
Lineage: Eukaryota; Fungi; Basidiomycota; Tremellomycetes; Tremellales; Bulleribasidiaceae
Product: fungal-specific transcription factor domain-containing protein
Exons: 3
Biological process (GO): DNA-templated transcription; regulation of DNA-templated transcription
Molecular function (GO): zinc ion binding; DNA-binding transcription factor activity, RNA polymerase II-specific; DNA binding
Source: RefSeq, a predicted model, not a curated record